Symbiodinium pilosum is the source of this 1395-nucleotide messenger RNA. The record is from the annotation of a GenBank genome assembly. Lineage: Eukaryota; Dinophyceae; Suessiales; Symbiodiniaceae.
AUGUGGUCAGCGAGCCUUGCCGAAGAGUUCAAAUUGGCUGGUGGCGACAUAGCAUACGGCCAGACGGUGAUGGCCAGCUAUGAAGGAUGUCCUCCCCAGGUCGCGGUCCAGGUCUCGUUCAGCGAGCGUGACACUCCUGGCCUUCGCCGCCUCGCUCAGAUCUCAGAUCAGGGCCUGCAGCUGAUCAAGCCAGAGUCACACAAGGGCCGGCGCAGAAUUCUGGUGGUAUGUUCGGAUUCCUUCACUGUGUUCCAACGAAGCAACCGUGGCUGGACCGACAUAGCAGGCGACCUGGAACAGCUGCGGAUUGAUGGGACGCUCUCUGCAUAUGAGCGAGUGAUCUACCGCCCCUUAUGGGGGAAAUCCCUGCCGCACAUAGUGAACGAAAUCACUAAGGCUGUUCAGGAAACCAUUGAUGAAUUCUCCGGCGCUGGGCAGAGCCAGUUCUUGCGGAUCGACAUCCAGGCAAUCUGGCUCGGCAAUGAACUAGUCGGAGAGCGCGGAGUCUUCCUCGAACCAGCUAUGCCUCAGUGGAGGGAGAAGCAACUUCCCGCUGGGUACCACGCUGCCCGUGGUGAGUGGUCAGAAAUUGCUGACCGCGUCUGCACUUCUCUUAGCUCACUUGCCGCCCUCAAGGGCAGGCCGAGCAUUGGAGAAUUUGUGGGCGCCAUCGCGCUCAUCGGGCAGCCCAACCCAGCGAAGUACUUGCUACCCGAAGGAUACGGAGACUGCAUGGACACGUUCUUCGAAUUCGCGGAGCAGCUCGGGAUGCACACGGCGAGUGUGGCAGAAGUGAUUGCCCCAUUCACAAUGUGGGAUGCGUAUCAUUUCCGAGAUGACAGCUGCAACCGCAAGAUCCUCGCUGAUUGGCUCGCUUGCGUGGCAAAUGUGCUCGCUUGCGAAGACCAAGUCUCCUUCUUGAAAACUGAGGACAUUGACCUCAUGGCCCGGCGGUUCCCAUACCAGCAGCAUGGACUGAUCCUGAACCAGAUGCAGUUCAAUGAGACAGUCAACAAGCACAUGCAGUCCGCAACCCUUCCAAAGCACCACCCGGAAGAGGUUGAGCUGAAUCCAUGGGACUACGCCGAGGAAGAGGCCGUGGAGAUCACAAUCUUGGUGCGGGCCAAGAUGGAAGCCGCUCGGAAUGAACAAGCCGCCCUCGCGGGCAGGCCAACUCCUGUGCAGCCGGCGAAGCUAAGGGUUCUUCCUCCUAUCACUCCUAGGGAGAAGAAGGAGAUGCUGGAAUCCGUCCUCGGCUUCGAUCGCGCCGACGACUAUGCCUUCCUCGAUUGCGUCCCUGAAGGCGCCCUGGCCGGCAUUGAAAGAGCCAGCGAGUUCGACUCGCCGGACGACAUCAGACUGGCCACAUGUGAACAGGGCGACCUUGGGCCAAUU